AUGGAACAAAAAAAUAACUCUGAUCAAGUGUUAAAUACUGUAAGAUCGAUUGUUUACCAUUUAAAUGAUGUCAACUGGGUUAAGAUAACACAAAAAAUGAUUGUUUUGCCAAUAAAUAAUGUUAAACUACUCGAUGACAUAACAAAUAUAAUAUUUGAUCGAGCUUUAAAAAGACAAAAUUAUACACACAUAUACGCCCAGAUGUGUGCAUGUUUGAUAAAUGACUCCAAGUUUAAUAAUCUUAUUGCUACCGAUACAAAAAUAACAUUUCAAAAAGUGUAA
This is a messenger RNA of Macrosiphum euphorbiae (potato aphid), 282 nucleotides long. Lineage: Eukaryota; Metazoa; Arthropoda; Insecta; Hemiptera; Aphididae. The record is from the annotation of a GenBank genome assembly.